Messenger RNA from Paramecium octaurelia, 1427 nucleotides. The record is from the annotation of a GenBank genome assembly. NCBI's taxonomy places the organism in Eukaryota, Ciliophora, Oligohymenophorea, Peniculida, Parameciidae.
AUGAUUGAUCGACUGAUAAUAGGUUUUGCAAUAUUAUUAAUGGUUGGGAAUAAUUAUGCCUUUGAUAUUCCUUAGGCGUUAGAGAUUCCAAUAGAAAAAGAGUUUAAACUAACCUAAACAUAAUUCAAUUUAUUAUACAGCAUAUUUGCAGUACCUAACAUAGGAUUAUCUAUUGGAGGAGGUAUCAUGAUAGAUAGGAUGGGAGGAAGAUGGGGAGUACGAAUUCUACAAUAAAUAGGUAUUUACAUUUUCAUUAAUGCUUGGACUUUCAUAAAUAUUUAUAGCAUUUGGGGGAUGCUAUUAAAAAUAUUACAUGAUGUUAGUAGGGAGGGCAAUUUUUGGGAUAGCAAGUGACUUAUUACACAUAGCAGUGUUUAAGGUGAUUGCCAGAAGGAUGCCAUAUUGUUUAGGAACAGCAAUGGGGUUGAUUUUAACAGUUCCAGAAUUGGCAGCAGCUCUGAAUUCAUUUUUAUCACCUUACUUAUUUGAAAAAACUCAUUCCUUAGAGUUGCCUUUGCUUUUUGGAGUAUCAUUAUGCACUUUGGUAUAAAGAAUAAACUUAUCCUAUAGUCAUUCUUAUCUGGAUUGCUAAUGAUAUAUUUAGACACUAAAUAUGAUGUAUGUUUGGCAGAGGAACCAGACGAAGAGGUUUCAUUAUCUAAAUGUAAUUCGGCGAUCUAAAUUAGUUAAGCUUAGUAAGCCAUUUGUGAAGAUGAGUUUGAUCACUACAUUGAUGUUAGCAGCCUAUGUUCCAUUCUUAGAUAAUGCUAAUAAAUUUUAUCAUGAGAGAUUCGGAUUUAGUAUCAUGCAUGCUGGUAGAAUAGUCACUGUUGGAUAUAUUGUGGCUGGUAAUGAAAUCUCUAAAUUAUUCAUAGCCAUCUCAUCUCCUAUAAUUGGAAAAAUCAGUGACACUUUUUCUCACAAAAGGCAGGUUCUCAUUUUCAUUUCGACUUUAAUGUUCUUUUUAUCACAUCUACAACUCUAUUAUAUGCCUCACUCUAGACAUCCCAACUAUAUGUCAGUUUUCGCGUAAUUUAUAUUUUCUAUCUAUGUGAAGUUUGAUAACUUUGGGAUUGUCUUAUGCUUGCUAUUCAAGUAUUCUGAUGCCUGCAUUGUAAUCAACUGUCCCUGAAAAUAUGUUAGGUAUUUUAUAUGUGAUAUUAAGAGCUACUGCUUUGGGAAUAUUGGGGAUUAUUGAAAAUAUCUGCAUGGCAACGGUACCUAUGUUAUCAGGAUUUGUUUAUACUUUUUUAAAGGGGGAGAAAGAUAGAAUGAGAGAUGUUGAUAUUAUAUAUUUAGUAUUGGCAGGAAUUGGAGUUUGCUUAUCGAUAGGAGCAUUACCAAAUUAAGAAAAAAACGUCAAGAAAUAAAAAGAUGCAAUUAAACAGUUGCAUAAACAACCUGAAGAACAUAACCAUUUAAUUUGA